This is a messenger RNA of Brugia malayi, 381 nucleotides long. RefSeq names its product histone H2A, putative. The transcript has a single exon. Bases 1 to 381 code for a protein of 126 amino acids. Gene Ontology annotation, molecular function: structural constituent of chromatin; DNA binding; protein heterodimerization activity. Gene Ontology annotation, cellular component: nucleosome. The record is from RefSeq and is a predicted model, not a curated record. Lineage: Eukaryota; Metazoa; Nematoda; Chromadorea; Rhabditida; Onchocercidae.
AUGUCUGGUAGAGGUAAAGGUGGCAAAGCAAAGUCGUCUGGCAAGGUUAAGUCGAGAUCGUCACGUGCUGGUCUUCAGUUUCCCGUUGGUCGUAUUCACCGAAAAUUGAGGAAGGGCAAUUAUGCGGAGCGUGUUGGUGCUGGUGCUCCGGUAUACUUGGCUGCGGUGCUCGAAUAUCUCGCUGCGGAAGUGUUGGAAUUGGCAGGCAAUGCUGCGCGCGACAAUAAGAAGACCCGGAUUAACCCGCGACACUUACAGUUGGCAGUUCGUAACGACGAAGAAUUGAACAAAUUGUUGGCCGGCGUGACCAUUUCUCAGGGUGGCGUGCUACCCAACAUCCAGGCUGUGCUUCUCCCGAAGAAGACUGCAGAGAAGGCGUAA